Messenger RNA from Didymodactylos carnosus, 717 nucleotides. Lineage: Eukaryota; Metazoa; Rotifera; Eurotatoria; Philodinida; Philodinidae. The record is from the annotation of a GenBank genome assembly.
AUGAAUUUUAUCACCAAACAAAUAGAAAAAAAAUUGGGUGUGGAUCUAAAUGGAGAUGGCAUAAUCGGUUCAGAAGGUAUUGUUAGUAAAAUUGAAAAAGCUACACAUAUAGAUUUCAAUGGUGAUGGACGGAUUGGUGCUCAACCUAGAUAUCCACCUUAUCAUCAUGGCUAUGGUGGUCCUUCUUAUCCUCCCAAUUAUCAUCAACCUGGUAAUAAUCCUGGCCUGAUCAAUGAACUUGAGAAGGCCACAAAUAUGGAUCUUAAUCAUGAUGGACGCAUUGGUGGGCAACCUAAUUAUCCAUCAUAUGGUGGUCCUCCUCCUCCAAAUUUCUACCCACCUAGUAUCAAUCCUGGCCUGAUCAGUGGCCCACCGAAUUAUCCACCGUAUAGUGGUUCUCCUUAUCCACCAAACUAUGGUCCGUACGGUGGUCCUCCUCCUCCACAUUUUCCACCAUCUGGUAACAAUGCUGGUAUAAUCAAUGAACUUGAGAAGGCUACCAAUAUUGAUCUCAAUCGCGACGGACGCAUUGGUGGUUCACCAAAUUAUCCUUCUUAUAACCAGCCAUAUGGCGGCGAAUCUUGUGCCUCGCACUAUGGUUCAUAUAAUGGUCCACCUCCUCCAAAUUUCUACACACCUGGUAAUGGUGCUGGUCUAAUCGGUGAAUUUGAGAAAGCUACAAAUAUUGAUCUUAACCAUGACGGACGCAUUGGUUAA